Molecule: messenger RNA, 489 nt
Organism: Brassica oleracea var. oleracea
Lineage: Eukaryota; Viridiplantae; Streptophyta; Magnoliopsida; Brassicales; Brassicaceae
Exons: 2
Coding region: 1-489 (162 amino acids)
Source: RefSeq, a predicted model, not a curated record
AUGGUGGUGGAGGUGGUUACUCGAGAGGAAGAGAUGGUGGUGGAUAUAGUGGAGGUUGAAGACGUGAGAGUCAGGGAUACAGAGGUUCAGUGCUCGCCUAAGCUGAAUCACUUCCUCUGGAAAUUUAAAACUAAUGCACUAGCUGUGGGAGAAAUGCUUAUCAAGUGGGGAAUUCAAGUUGAUGGAAAGUGUAAAAUAUGUGGUUCAAUCGAAUAUGUUCUUCAUGCCAUGCUUACUUGUCCUUUUGCUCAAAAAGUUUGGAAGCUGGCUCCGGUUAAGUAUGGACCAAACUGUAACCCGGAUCAGUCAAUGGGAGAGGUCCUCGACGUGUGUUUGAAGACAGUGAAUCUACCUCCCUCAGGUUUGGUUACUCCCUUAUACCCAUGGAUCUUUUGGGUUUUGUGGACUAGCAGGAACCAAUUGUUGUUCGAAGACAAGUCUUUCUCGGAAACAUACACGAUGUUGAGAGCUAUCAAAGCUGCAAAAUAA